Molecule: messenger RNA, 2734 nt
Organism: Moneuplotes crassus
Lineage: Eukaryota; Ciliophora; Spirotrichea; Euplotida; Euplotidae
Source: the annotation of a GenBank genome assembly
AUGGAUGCUGGACAGCUCAGAAGUCGCCAAUACCAGUUCCUUAAUGGCCAUAACUUUGACAACAACAAUAGUUCACUAAAUUAUAAUCACCCUAGUUACGUAGGAUGAAAUUUUCAUUGUUGGUCAAUCGAGUUCAUUAUCCACAGUUUUAAGAUAAGUAAUACUGUGGAUUACACACUGGAGACCACCCCACAAAUAUACAACCCUUAUGGGUUCAGAUGAGGGGAUGGAACUAGACACACCCAAGCUCUUGAGGAGUGCGAUGAUGGAAACAACGACGGGGAUAAUAGUGUGAAUAUUUAUAAUUUCCAAUGCGAUGAAAACUGUUUCAUAAAGUAUGAUUCUAGUUGGAGUAAGGAUGAUCAUGGUUCUUUGAUUGACGCUGUCUGUGGAGAUGGACUCUACUCUCCUCAAGAGGAAUGAGAUGAUGGAAAUAAAGAUGAUGGGGACGGCUGUGAUCAGAAUUGAGCAAUCGAAUCAGGUUAUCAGUGUUAUGGAAUGGAUAACCAAACCUGAGAAAUUUACUGUGGAGACGGUAUAAAGACUGGCUCAGAACAAUGUGAUGAUGGAAACUUAAUCGCAGGUGAUGGCUGAGCUGCUAAUUGAACCUUUGAAACAGAUCUUACUUGAACUGGCCAAGGAGCAUCAAUUCAGUGUUCAAGAAUAUGUGGAAAUGGCAUCUUGCUUGCAAGUGAUAACCUCACUACUUACUGUGAUGACGGUGACCAAGCUGAUGGUGAUGGAUGUGAUAGCAACUGUGCUGUAGAAACAGGUUAUAAUUGCACUUCAAUCAACCUUGGCACAAGUGUCUGAGAACCUAUUUGUGGAGACGGUAUACAGAUUAGCCCAGAGCAAUGUGACGAUGGAAAUUUGAUUGUAGACGAUGGUUGAGCUGCAGACUGAACAAUUGAAACAGAUUUCAACUGAACUGUCCAAGGAACAAUAAGUCAGUGCUCAAGAAAUUGUGGAAAUGGCAUCUUACGUGCGAGCGAUGAACUCAGUACUUACUGUGAUGACGGUAAUCUUGAUGAUGGAGAUGGAUGUAAUAGCAAUUGCUCUGUAGAAACAGGCUAUACUUGCACUUCAAUCAGCCUUGCUACAAGUAUCUGAGGACCUAUUUGUGGAGACGGACUCAAACUCGAAUUAGAGGCUUGAGAUGAUAGCAAUGUUGCAGAUGGAGAUGGAUGUAGUUCCAACUGAACUAUUGAAGACAAGUCUAUGUGUGUAGACCAGACUCCUACAGGCCCAAGUGUGUGAAGGGUGUGCGUAAUUGAGCACUGCAAAGAAUGAGAUCCAUCUGAUUACGACAAAUGACAGACAUGUGAAGACCUCUACGAGCUCAAAAACCCUACUACUUGAUACUCAUACUCAAUCUUCGAAGUCUCAGAAAGCGCCCAGCAAAUGUCAUCUGGGUCACAGGCAGUCUCAGGAGUCAGUGCUGGUGCAACAGUUGGGGUGUCGUUACUUAAUUUGUCAUCUCUGGCAGCGAUCUGGUCCAUUGUAAACCAACUACAGUUAUUUUUGUUGUUGCUGCUAACCAAAACACCAUUUCCAGGUGAUGUCAAAGCUUUGAUUCUUGGAAAUGAACUCAUGCAGUUUAAUCUGGAUUUAUUGCCAGUCAGAGCCUUACCGAAGAUGCCUGAAGUCAUGGACUGGCUCAAGAUCGAUCAAGACAAUUCCUACCUUGAAACCAUUGGUGUGGAGUCAAGCACAAGUCUGCUCAACAAUUUUGGAUUUGCAUUGUGUAUGCUCUUGAUGCUGGCUCUGUAUCCUUUAGUGAUGACAUUGAAGCUCUGAGUGAACUAUGAAAACGAGAAUAAAUGCAGUGUGAAUUACCUGAUGAUUUUGAUAAUUGACUUGUUCAACUUCACAAUCUACAUCAGACUAGUACUUGGAGGGUUCCAGCUGUUGCUCAUUUGCUGUAUAUCAGAAGUUAUUAAGUUUGACCUUGAAACCAUUCCCAACAUCAUCUCGAUGAUGUUUUCAGUAUUGAUACUAACUGUCUGAGUUGGAACAAUUGCUCUUUCUUUCUAUAUCUUCUACUCAAAGAGGGACUUCCACGAUCCUGAUAAGUACUAUAAGCUCAAUGAGUUCAUCACUGGACUCAAGAACACCAGAUAUGCAAGGAUCUAUCCUUUCUUGGGCUUAAUGAGAAGAACCAUGUUCGUGAUAUGGCUACUUACAUUCACAUGGCUCGAGUGUGUGUAUUUGACUGCUGGUAUGAUGGUCGUUCAGAUAUUCUUUGUACUGAGCCUCGUCACUCUAAGACCCUUCGAUCGGCCAGAGAACAACCUGAUCGAAAUCGUCAACGAAAUAAUCUACACCACUCUGCUAUCGAUAAUGAUUAUCUGUGAUAAAGUUGAUGAAUGGUCAAGUACAGUUACAAACAUAUUCUGCUACAUAAUCCUUGCAAACUCAUUGGUCAUCACUUUCAUAAUGAUCGGUGCUUUGUUAGUUUCAUUAUGCCAGAAAUGAGCCAAGAAGAAAUCUGGAACAACCACGAGCAGAGUGCAGCCAAUCCAGGAGGUUUCGCAACAACGAAUGGGGAACACCUACAAUACGCACAGAGUAAACUCUGAUCUUUCAAGCAUCAAGAUCAUCACCACUGACGACAGCCACAACAUUGCCAAACUCUUCGAAGAGGCCAGGAAAAAGUCUAAGAACUCAAAGAUGCAGACUAAAAGACAGGAAAUUAAGUUCUAGUUAUAAUCUUCAGUUAAUCUUUAUUAUCUCA